Liolophura sinensis is the source of this 2038-nucleotide messenger RNA. RefSeq names its product WD repeat-containing protein 53-like. Gene Ontology annotation, molecular function: protein binding. The record is from RefSeq and is a predicted model, not a curated record. Lineage: Eukaryota; Metazoa; Mollusca; Polyplacophora; Chitonida; Chitonidae. The transcript is spliced from 2 exons. Bases 27 to 1058 code for a protein of 343 amino acids.
UCGAGGAGGAAACGCGACGAGAGAGAAUGGCUCGUAUGCUAAAGGGAGGCCACUCUGACAGUGUUCUGUGUGUGGAGUGCAAGGAGCAUCUCCUGGUGAGUGGAGGGGAAGGGGGAGAACUCUGUACCUGGGACCUCCGAACAGAAGAGCUCACCCACAAACUGACUAAAUCUGAUGGCUGCACUUCAAUAUGUCUUCCCAAAAACAAACCAGACACUCUGUAUGCUUCCUUCAGGGAAAAUGUUGAACAGUACGAUGUUCGUAACUUUGAUUCUCCUGUGGACUCCCUUCCCGUCUGUGAUGAUGAAAUUAAUCAGAUUGUUCUAAAUGAUAAGGAGGAGUUUCUUGCAGCUUGCGAUGACACAGGUAACGUGAAAGUAUUCACUGUUAGAGCUGGUGAAAACAAGGUGUUCAAAACCUUGAGGAACAAACACACGAACAUCUGCUCCUCAGUGACGUUUCGUCCGGGAAAACCCUGGGAUAUUGUGACUGGAGGGUUUGAUUUCAACCUCAUACACUGGGAUUUUGGCAAGUUGAAGGUUUUGAACAUGUGGAAUAUGCAGGAAUUAAUAAGUGAUGAGAGUUUGGACAGUGUUAACUACCUCCUGAACCCCCCAUUUGUUCAUCAUGUUAACGUGAAUCCUGAUGGAACCUUGGUGGCCUGUGGCCUUGGAAAUGGGGGUGUGCUACUAAUGGACUCUUCCAGACGGCAUCUGAAGAAGGAGCACUACUUUCAGGCUCAUUCGCAGGGCGUUUCUCAGGUUCAUUUUGUUGACAGUACAAAGUUUAUAACAGGAAGUAACGAUGAACAGAUCUUGAUGUGGGACUUGUCGCGGGGCGAAGGCGCAGGAGAGGCGGCAGCUGCCCCCACACCCAUCACGAAUGGGCACAGAACUAACCCAGCCCCAGUUGUGCCCGCUUUAACUGAGAACGUCAUCUGUCACAAAAUUGAUCACAAGUUCAAGAUAAACUGGUUGACACCUGUCACACGGAAUGGGGUUUUAGCUGUGGCAGUCGCUGAUCAGCGGUCAGACAUAAGUUUAUACGCAAUUCCUUGAUAUUAGGUUGUUAAGUUUCCUGUAAGGUUGAUAACUGUACAUAACCUGUAUACAAAUCCUCAGAAUGUGCCAUCAGGUGCUUACAACUAGGACUGUCGUGGAAAAAAACAUGAAGGUUUUUACCCCAAACUUUAAAUAAUGACACUGUGACCGUGCAUCAAGAAUGUGCUGUAAAAUGCCCUCGAAGAGCCUUUAAGCCUGUGACUGAAAGCAAUUUGUAUGAAAACUAAACCUUUUAUGCGUAAAACGUCAUAUUUUUAUCACCAAUGCAGUCACCAGUGCAGCUCACCAAUGCAGCUCAUGAUGGCUUCCUCUCCGGCCGUACGUGGAAAGGUCUGCCAGCAACCUGCGGACGGUCGUGGGUUUACCCCAGGCUCUGCCUGUUUUCCUCCCACCAUAAUGCUGCCGGCUGUCCUAUAAGUGAAAUAUUCUUGAGUACAGCGUAAAACAUCAAUCAAAUAAAUAAAUCAGUCAAAUCCUAUUUUUGUUGAAAUACGUAUUAGCUCUAGUACAGCUUCAAGCCAGGAUAUAAUCUUCAAGUUGGUGCAGGACAUGAUUGGAAAAUUUUUCAAACUACCCACAUUAUAGACCUUUCCGAACUGUCAAUCAAGAACAUGCAGUUGACCAAUCAUGAGCAGUAUGGUUGCGAAUAGGUCCAAAGGAUGUCCCACACAUUGGUUACAAAUGUUCAAUCCUUCUGUGACGUCAUGACGUCACAGUUGCUUCCAUCGGGAAUGGAAUGAGAAGUAAUGUUGUCAUGAGAAGUGAUGGUGGGACAUCAGAUGUGUUAGAUCCAUCCAUUGGAAAUGUUGUUUACCGGACAGUUUUGUGAUCUACCAAACAGCUGACCCAUGCCAAAAUCGUACUGGAUGAUUUUCUGCUUAAUAGGUAAUGAUCUACAGCUUGUAUACUAGUACAUGCAUACAAACAUGCAGUCAUUAAUGAUAAACAGUGUUCUUCAUGUGAGGAAUAAACAUCUG